UCGAGCGCCAUGGCCAGCGGCGGGCCACGUCCGGACCGGGCCGAAUCCGGCCUCGUCGAGCUGCUUCUGUCCAAAUCGCGGGAAGCCAAAGCCUUUGCCUAUUGCCCGUACAGCCAGUACCCCGUCGGGGCAGCCCUCCUGACCUCCGACGGGAAGAUCUACACCGGAUGCAACGUGGAAAACGCCUGCUACCCGCUGGGAGUGUGCGCCGAACGCACGGCAAUCCAGAAGGCGGUUUCCGAAGGGCACACCCGGUUUCUCGCCAUCGCCAUUAGCUGCAAGAGCCAGGACUACUACGCCGUGCCCUGCGGAGCGUGCCGGCAAGUGCUCAGAGAGUUUGGCAAGGACUGGGACAUCUACCUGACCAAGGCCGGAGAUGACCAGACCUACGUCCACAAGACCUUGGACGAACUCUUGCCCCUUUCCUUCGGACCCGAACACCUCCAAAAACUGGGAGGAAACUGAAUAAAUUUGCAUAUAUUUGCAUAUAUACAUACACAUACAUAUAUAUGGCAAAAAGGGUUGGACUAGAUGGCCUUUGGGGUUCCCUUCCGCCUAUACGAUCCUAUGACUUUUCAAUGGGAAUUAAAUCUCCUUCCUGUCUCUGGAAAUCUUGUGGAAAAGGCCAGAUGGCCAUCUGUCUGGAAGGUUUGGAUGGUGUCUUUCUUCGGGGAUGGACUGGAUGACCUUGGGGGUUCCCUUUCAACAAUAAACUUUCAAUACGGAAAUGAAUAAAUGCCGGAGUCUCAAAA
This is a messenger RNA of Anolis carolinensis (green anole), 752 nucleotides long. It is a transcript of the gene cda, whose product is annotated as cytidine deaminase. Gene Ontology annotation, molecular function: cytidine deaminase activity; zinc ion binding. Lineage: Eukaryota; Metazoa; Chordata; Lepidosauria; Squamata; Anolidae. The coding region runs from base 10 to 465 and encodes 151 amino acids. The transcript is spliced from 4 exons. Gene Ontology annotation, cellular component: cytosol. The record is from RefSeq and is a predicted model, not a curated record.